ACACACCCACUCAGGAUUUUAAUUUAUUCCUUUGCAACGGUAAAACAGACUGUCUAGCUCUGCUCUUCUUUAGUGCAUUCUGACUUCAACUGCACCCAGGACUGGAAAAGAAGGAAUAAACAGCAGCGAAUUUCCAACUAACAACAGUGAAGAUGGGAAAGCGGCGCUUCUCAGGGUUGGAGGUGACCCUGAUUGUGUUGUUUUCAUUGGCGCUGGUGGUCGCUGUCGCAUUGAUCGUUGUACUGGCCACUGGGGAACCAGGGGUGAUCAGAGAAGAUUCAGGAACAGACAUCGUCCCAGAAUGUCCCAACAUUCCAGAAGGAGAGAGAGUGGACUGUUUUCCAGAUGGCAGUGCUUCCCAGCAAAAGUGUUUAGAAAGAGCAUGCUGUUGGAGCCCCCUGAAUGAGACUAACGUCCCCUGGUGCUUCUUCUCCAAAAACCAUGGCUACAGCGUGGUCAGCGAAAACAAGCCUGACAGUACACAUGUUGAGGCACAGCUGACGAGAAUGGAUGCGCCAUCUCUAUUUGGAGCUGAUAUUAAAGAGUUGACCUUCUACGCUGAAAUGCAGACAGAAAACCGCCUUCGAUUUAAGAUCACUGAUGCAAAGCAAGCCAGGUAUGAGGUUCCUCACGAGCAUGUGCAGUCGCUCCCUUCCAGCUCUCCCACCGGACCCCUAAAAUACAGACUGGAGCUGAUCCAUAAGCCCUUCGGACUGAGAGUUUGGAGAACAUCUCCUGAAAAAAUCCUGUUUGACACAACCCUCGGGCCGCUGGUUUUUGCUGAUCAGUACCUUCAGCUCUCGGCUAAACUCCCCUCUCACAAUAUUUAUGGAUUAGGAGAGCAUGUCCAUCAGACCUUCCUCCAUGACACCAACUGGAGGACCUGGCCUAUUUUCACAAGAGAUGCUUUUCCCAAUGGCGGCACACACAACCUGUAUGGCCACUACCCCUAUUUGACAUGUCUGGAAGAUGAGAGCGGCCAAUCCAUUGGUGUUUUCCUCAUGAACAGCAAUGCUAUGGAGGUGACUAUCCAGCCUGCUCCGGCUGUAACCUUCCGGACUAUUGGAGGGGUUUUGGACUUCUACAUCCUGGUUGGAGACACACCGGAGGCAGUGGUGGACGAAUUCACAAAGCUGAUUGGCAGGCCUUUCAUCCCUCCAUACUGGUCUCUGGGCUUCCAGCUCUCUCGCUGGGACUAUGGCAGCCUGGACGAGGUGAAGAAAGUUGUGGAGAGGACCCGACUGGCCGGCCUUCCGUAUGAUGUCCAGUACACUGAUAUUGACUACAUGGAGGACAAAAAGAUCUUCACCUAUGAUAUGGAUAAAUUUAAGGACUUGCCUCAGUUUGCUGAAUACAUGCAUGAAAAAGGGCAGAAAUACAUCAUCAUACUGGAUCCUGCUGUGUCCACAGGUUCAAGGAUAAAUGGACCCUAUGAAACACUUGAAAGGGGACAUGAAGCUCAUGUUUGGGUCACUGAACCAGAUGGGGAAACACCUUUACUAGGAGAGGUCUGGCCAGGGGAAACCGUGUUUCCUGACUACACUAACGAUGCUUGCAUUGAAUGGUGGGUUGAUGAAAUUUUGCGAUUCCACGAAGAAGUCGAUCAUGAUGCUAUCUGGAUUGACAUGAAUGAGGUGGCCAAUUUUGUGAAGGGAGGCAUCAAAGGCUGCGCUGAUAACAAACUCAACUAUCCUCCAUUCACCCCACGUAUCAUUGAUGACCUGAUGUACAGUAAGACCUUAUGUAUGGAUGCUAAACACAAAUGGGGAACCCACUAUGAUGUCCACAGUCUCUAUGGGUACUCUAUGGUCCUGGCCACUGAGAAGGCGUCGAGAAGAGUGUUUGGGAACAGCCGUUCCAUGGUCUUUUCCCGCUCCUCCUUCCCCGGGGUGGGCAAAUACGCUGGGCACUGGUUGGGCGACAAUGGCGCCAACUGGAAUGACAUUAAGUGGGCUAUACCAGGCAUGCUGGAGUUUAACCUCUUCGGAGUACCUUACAUCGGUGCGGACAUCUGUGGGUUCUUCGACGACUCAACAGAGGAGCUUUGCAGACGUUGGAUGCAAGUUGGCGCGUUCUACCCCUUCAGCCGUAACCACAACGCACAAGGUUACAAAGACCAGGACCCUGCAUCAUAUGGCAUUGAUUCUCUCUUGGUGAACUCCUCCAAGCAUUACCUGAACAUCCGAUACACCCUCCUGCCAUACCUCUACACACUUUUCUACAAGGCCCACACUAAUGGAGAGACCGUACUGCGUCCCGUGAUGCAUGAGUUCUAUUCCGACAGUGAAACCUGGGCGGUGGACAAGCAGUUCUUGUGGGGAGCACACCUUCUUAUCACACCUGUGUUGGAUCCUGGUGUUACAACUGUGGAUGCCUAUAUCCCAGAUGCCAUCUGGUAUGACUUUGAGACGGAGACGAAGAUUACAGAACGAAAAGUAAAAGUUCAAAUGAACCUGCCUGAAGAUAAACUUGGUUUACACCUGAGAGGUGGAGCCAUUCUGCCUGUUCAAAGACCAGAUGUCACCACCACAUACAGCCGACUUCGUCCCAUGGGACUGAUCAUUGCUCUCGAUGACAACAAGGCUGCGUCAGGCGAGCUAUUCUGGGAUGACGGAGACUCUCGAGAUACUGUAUCAUCUGGCUCUAACAUUCGCUACCAGUUUUCAGUGGUUAAUAGUAUCUUGUCAAUGGACGUCGUCCACAAUGGGUACACGGAUCCAAACAACUUAAAGUUCGAGGACAUCACUGUGAUGGGAGUGACUACUGCUCCCACUCUCGUGCUUGUGUCAGACGGUACCGCUUCUUACGCUCUGUCCGAGUCCCAGGUUAACUACGAUUCUACCAAGCAGGUGAUCCAUCUGACGAAUCUGGAGCUGGAGCUUGGGAAGAGCUAUACAGUCCAAUGGGAGGCCACAGCCUCUGUAAAUUUUGAUUGCUACCCUGAAGGUGACGUCGAUGAGACCAAAUGCAAAGCCCGUGGCUGUAUCUGGGAGCCUUUAAGUAUUCCCAGUUGUUAUUACGCCGAGACCCAUGGCUACAUCGCCAGCAAUGUGGUUCAGUCACAAAGUGGCAUCAGUUUAGAUAUCGACCGCAAUACAGAAUUCCAAAGUCAGCGUUCUCUAUCUCGAGACAUCAACAAGCUCCGUGUGGAAAUCACAUACCUUAGUGAACACAGCCUACGUUGGAAGAUCUUCGACCCAGACAAUGCACGCUACGAAGUCCCCAUUUCCCUCAAUCUGCCAUCCACACCAGAGACAGACGAAACCAAGAGACUGUAUAAGGUCGAAAUCAAUAACCAGCCAUUUGGGAUCCGAGUGAUCAGAAAGGACACAGAUGAAACUAUAUGGGACUCUGCUGUGCCAGGGUUCACAUUCUCCGACAUGUUCCUUCAGAUCUCCACACUCCUCCCCUCAAACUACGUCUAUGGUUUUGGUGAAACAGAGCACUUCAGCUACAAACAUGACCUCAACUUUCACAAAUACGGCCUGUUUGCGAAAGACCAGCCUCCAGGGUAUAAGCUGAACAGUUAUGGUGUCCAUCCCUUCUACAUGGGUCUGGAGAAAUCAAAAAAUGCACAUGGUGUCCUCCUGCUCAACAGCAAUGCCAUGGAUGUGUCCUUCCAGCCUAAUCCAGCUUUGACCUACCGCACCAUCGGAGGUAUCUUGGACUUCUACAUGGUGAUGGGACCUACUCCAGAAGUUGUGGUUCAGCAGUACACUGAGAUGAUUGGCCGUCCGGUUCUUCCAGCCUAUUGGUCACUUGGAUUCCAGCUUUGUCGCUACGGCUACGCCAAUGAUACGGAGAUUGCAGAUCUUUACAAAGACAUGAAAGCUGCUGGAAUUCCUUAUGAUGUGCAAUAUGCAGACAUUGACUAUAUGGAGAGGCAGAUGGACUUUACGCUGGACCAAACGAACUUCAAGGGACUGCCAGCUCUGGUGGACCAAAUGAGGGCUGAGGGGAUGCGUUUCAUCUUCAUUUUGGACCCGGCUAUAGCGGCCAAUGAGACAGAAGACUACCCUGCGUUUCGACUCGGGAUGGAACAAGACGUUUUCAUCAAAUGGCCUCCUGAGCUCAGCAGUGACAUUGUGUGGGGAAAGGUGUGGCCUGACUAUCCCAAUAUCACUGUGGACAAUACCUUGGACUGGGAUACUCAAGUAGAGCUAUUCAGAGCUUUCGUGGCAUUCCCUGAUUUCUUCAAGGAAAGCACAGCAAAUUGGUGGCAGGAUCAGAUUAAAGACUUUUACAACAACAUCACUAAGUUUGACGGACUUUGGAUUGACAUGAAUGAGCCGGCCAGUUUCGUGCAUGGCACAGUUGGAGGAAAUUGUCUAGGAGAUCCCAAUUUGGAAAAUCCUCCAUAUAUGCCCCCACUGGAAUCCAUGCAAAGAGGUCUGAACCAUAAGACUUUAUGCAUGAACAGCCAGCAGAUCCUUGCUGAUGGCACAACUGUCAAACAUUAUGAUGUCCACAACUUGUACGGCUGGUCUCACACGGAACCCACUUACAAUGCUUUGCUCAGUACCACUGGCAAGAGAGGUGUCGUUAUUACCCGUUCAACAUACCCAUCUAGUGGUCGGUGGGCAGGACAUUGGCUGGGAGACAACUACUCUGCCUGGGACCAGCUUCUGAAGUCCAUCAUAGGCAUGAUGGAGUUCAGCAUAUUUGGCAUCCCUUACACGGGUGCUGAUAUCUGUGGCUUCUUUAACCCUGCCGAAUACGAGAUGUGCUUGCGUUGGAUGCAGCUUGGAGCUUUCUACCCAUUUUCCAGAAACCACAACACCAUAAACAUGCCAAGGCAGGAUCCCGUGGCCUGGGGAGAGGAGUUUGCUAAUAUGUCUCGUGAUGUGCUGAAUAUUCGCUAUACCCUCCUGCCAUAUUUGUACACACUGAUGUAUGAAGCUCACGUUUACGGAAACACUGUGGUCAGACCAAUGCUGCACGAGUUUGUCACUGAUGAAACCACAUGGAGCAUCGACAGGCAGUUCCUCUGGGGUCCUGCCCUUCUGAUAACACCUGCUUUGGACCAGGGCGUUACUGUGGUCAGGGGCUACGUGCCAAAUGCCCGCUGGUACGAUUACCACACGGGUGAAGUUGUUGGAGUACGAGAACAGUUUGUGGAUAUGAAUACACCAUUAACGAAAAUUAACCUGCACGUGAGAGGAGGCUACAUCCUGCCCUGGCAGAAACCAGAGAACAACACACACUACAGUCGUCGGAAUCCUCUGGGUCUGCUCGUUGCUCUUGAUGAUGCAGGUUCAGCACAUGGAUCCCUGUUCUGGGAUGAUGGAGAGGGAAUCGAUACUGUUCAGGACAAGCGUUUCCUCUUGACAUCUUUCGAUGUUUCUUCGGGUGUUCUUACUAGCACGGUUACCACAGAUGGUCUGGCCGAGGCUGACAGGUUGACCCUGGGUGUUGUGAAGGUGUGGGGUGUAACAGGGCCCAUCACUGAUGUUACCAUGACUGCGGCUGAGAAGCCUAAUGCCACCUUGGAUUUCACAUAUAAUGCUGAGGUUCAGGAGUUGCUGAUUGACGUAGAAUCACAAUCUCACACCAUUGAAAAGCCUUUCACAAUCACCUGGAGGACAGCUUAGACAUGGACACAAGUCUAUGAAGACGGGGUUGAGCCAAGCAUGAUUAUUUCUGUUUAUUUAUGAAUGUUCAGUCAGCUAGUAAUUUAUUUAGCAUUCCCACUAAGAGCGUUUUGUGGUAAAUAUUUAAAAUCUGAAAUAAUUUCCUCUAAUAUAAAUGUUUUGUUCCCGAAGAUACAUUGAUGUUGUUUUGAUUCGGAUCUCAUAUUAAAAACUAUUAGCAUUUGUGCGUUUUUUUUUUUUUGUUUUUGUUUUUUUUUAGGCCGAACUUUGAAGACGGAAUGUCUAAUGCCGGCAUUUGGGGAAGUGGGAAUAUAAUGAUAACCCUUAAUUAUCAGCAAUCACUGCUUUUUAACGAGAAAACCUCUCAGCGACGGCUACCUGCCGGGCUCGCUUCAUGCACGACUACAUUUUGAUGUAAUGAUACAAUAUUCAAUUAUUCAUUCUACAGUAAACAUAAUGAUAUCAAUUAAGCAACGGAGACUGUAAAUUGAUUUCUGCUCUAAUUGGCAAUCAUCGCGAGCUGGAAACAUGGACGCCGCGGGGAAGGAGGCGUUCAGGGUGUGCCUUCGAUAUUUAGACACUAGCCAAAAACAAUGAUAAUUGAGAACCUUUUUUUUUUUUUUUUUUUUUUUUUUUUUAUCUGAGUGUGAAACAGGAUGGAGCCGUUCUGACUGAGACUGUAAUUAUUUGGGUUUUCUAUUACGCGAAAGGUGUUUAUCCAGUAUUUAAUUAGCAAAGAAAAGUGGUCCUGCAUUCUGUUUUUUAUAUAACAACGUUUCUUCUUUAGUCAAAUGUACAAUUAUUCAUGGAGUUUAUACAAAGUCGUAACCAUAACCAUCUUAAGUUCAUUGCUGUCCAUUAAGCGACAUGUGAAAGAAUCAUACAGCUGUAACAUGGAGAGAGACUUUAAAACUGCAAUAAAGUGAUUUAAACCUCA
Messenger RNA from Ctenopharyngodon idella (grass carp), 6528 nucleotides. Its product is annotated as sucrase-isomaltase, intestinal-like. The coding region runs from base 153 to 5591 and encodes 1812 amino acids. Gene Ontology annotation, molecular function: carbohydrate binding; alpha-1,4-glucosidase activity. Gene Ontology annotation, biological process: carbohydrate metabolic process. The transcript has 48 exons. Lineage: Eukaryota; Metazoa; Chordata; Actinopteri; Cypriniformes; Xenocyprididae. The record is from RefSeq and is a predicted model, not a curated record.